Culex quinquefasciatus (southern house mosquito) is the source of this 746-nucleotide messenger RNA. RefSeq names its product histone H1B. The record is from RefSeq and is a predicted model, not a curated record. Gene Ontology annotation, molecular function: nucleosomal DNA binding; double-stranded DNA binding; structural constituent of chromatin. Gene Ontology annotation, biological process: negative regulation of DNA recombination; chromosome condensation; nucleosome assembly. Gene Ontology annotation, cellular component: nucleus; nucleosome. Lineage: Eukaryota; Metazoa; Arthropoda; Insecta; Diptera; Culicidae.
GCUACCGACAACCAUUCCAAUUCGUUCUUCCGUACAGUGUACAGAGAAAGAGAAACCAAAACAACAUUCAGCCAAAAUGACUGAGACCGCUACCGACGUUGUUGACGCCGCGCCAGCUGCCGCUGCAUCGCCGGCAAAGGCCACCAAGAAGCCGAAGGCCGCCAAGGGUGACGCCAAGAAGCCGAAGAAGCCAGCUACCCACCCGCCGGUCAACGAGAUGGUCAUUGCGGCUAUCCAGACCCUGAAGGAGCGCAACGGAUCAUCGCUGCAGGCCAUCAAGAAGUACAUCGCUGCCAACUACAAGUGCGACGUGGCCAAGCUGUCCACGUUCAUCAAGAAGGCUCUGAAGACCAACGUCGAAGGAAAGCUUGUCCAGACCAAGGGCUCCGGUGCCAGCGGAUCGUUCAAGAUCAAGGCCGAGGCCAAGAAGCCAGCCGGCGAAAAGAAGCCCAAGAAGGCCGCUGGUGAGAAGAAGAAGGUCGCCAAGAAGGCCACCACUGGUGAGAAGAAGAAGGCCGCCGCCAAGAAGCCAGCCGGUGAGAAGAAGGUUGCUGCCAAGAAACCAAAGGCUGCCGCGGCCGCUAAGAAGCCAAAGGCCGCUGCCCCAAAAAGGCCGCCGAGAAGAAAGCCAAGGCUGCCACGGCCAAGACCGCCAAGAAGGCCGGUACGGUGAAGAAGGCCGCUGCCCCGAAGCAGAAGGCCACCAAGCCGUCCAAGACCGCGGCCAAGAAGCCCAAGACCCCGAA